AUGAAACAAACUGAAAACCAAACAUUGAAGGUUGACUAUAAACCUUUGCACUACUCAAUAGAAAUAUCCAAUCUUUCUUUGAAAUCUUUUAGGGGAUCUGUGGAUAUUUCACUGAAGAAAGUUAGGGAAAGCAAUGUGGUUUCUUUACACUCGAAGGACCUUACGAUUUCCAGAGUUGUUGCAAUUGUCAAGGGCAAUUCCCAGGUUCAGUUGAAAGGGAAGUCUUACGAUGCUGUUACGGAAAUUCUAAUAUUAGAAUUUGAAUCACUCUUGCCUGAUUGUACCUUACAUAUUGAAUAUGAGGGACUUGUUCAAAAUAAUAUGUCAGGGUUUUAUUAUUCUUCGUAUAAGGAUCCUAUUACUUCUGAGGUAAAAUACAUGUAUUCCACUCAGUUUGAGGCUACUAGUGCCAGAUGGGCAUUCCCAUGCUUCGAUGAACCUGAAUUAAAGGCCAUUUUUGAUGUUUCAGUUGUGGCGCAACAGAAUCUGGCUGUUUUGUCCAACAUGCCUGAAAAAUCUGCUGAACGGAUAGGAGAUGAUGAAAUAGUUCACCGCUUCCAUACCACUCCUCGGAUGUCUACCUAUUUAGUAGCUUGGGCAGUUGGUGAAUUUGACUAUAUUGAGUCGGAAUCUGCCAAGGCUUUCUAUCCAACGUUAGAUAAUUAUUCUACUGUUGAUGGUUCCUCUUCUACUUAUGGAAAGCUUCCAAUAAGGUUGUAUACUGCAAAGGGUAAGGCUCAUAUGGGAAAGUUUGCAAUUGAUGUUGCUGCAAAAGUUGUUGAUUACUUUUCUGAGUUGUUUGAGAUCCCAUAUCCACUACCAAAAUUGGAUUUACUUUGUGUGGAGCAGUAUUCCCAUAAUGCAAUGGAGAACUUUUCUUUAAUUACCUUUAGACCAUCUGCACUAUUGUUAGAUGAUAAAGGUUCCAUUGGACACUGUACUGCGAUGCAAAAGAUUGCAUAUGUCGUUUCUCAUGAAAUUGCGCACCAAUGGUUCGGUAACUUGGUAACGAUGAAAUGGUGGGACGAGCUAUGGUUGAAUGAGGGUUUUGCGACAUGGAUUGGAUAUCAUUCAGUUACAAAAUUUUUCCCGGAAUGGGAUGUACCCUCCAUGGUCAUGGCUGACUCUCAUGAAGUCGCAUUAGAAUUAGAUUCACUCAAAGAAUCACACCCUGUUAAGGUAUCUGUCCGUGAUGCAAAAGAUAUUGAUCAAGUUUUUGAUACCAUUUCUUAUUUAAAAGGGUGUUCUGUUCUUGAAAUGUUGAGUGGUUAUCUGGGUCAAGAGCAGCUAUUAAAUGGCGUGGCCUUAUACAUGAAGAGAAACAAGUUCUCCAAUGCGUCAAUGGAAGAUCUUUUUUCUGCAAUUGGAGAAGCUUCAGGGAAAGACAUUAUGAAUAGAAUGAAAAAUUGGAUCUUGGAAACCGGAUAUCCGGUGCUGAAUAUCAGUUUCAGAAAUGGAAAGUUUGUUCUAAGGCAAGAAAGAUAUUUAUCGAUCGGGAAGGCACCCUCAGAUGAGGAUGCUUGUACUUGGUGGAUUCCCUUAGCCCUAACCGUUGGGAAUAAAGGUAGCCCUUUGGAACUCAAUUCUAAGGAUAUGGAACUUGAAUUGAAUUGUGACGAGUUGGUAUUUUUCAAUACGAACGCAUAUGGUUUUUAUCGUGUUAAUUAUCAAGAUGAAAAAGUGUUGCAAAACAUAUGUGAGAAUUUGUCAGCUCUAUCUUCUAGAAGCAAGAUAGCUUUGGUUUCAGAUAUCAAUGCAACGGGAUCUUUUGAUCAAUUGGAUAAAGUGCUAUCCCACCUUAUCGGCAACCUGGACUCGAGUGAUUAUUAUGUCUGUAAGCUGGUCCUCUCUACUUUACAGAAUUUAAGAUCUCUAAUCUACCAAGAAGCGACUGAUGAUGUAAAUGAAAGGCUCACACAGUAUACUCUUGGACUAAUUGAAACCCAUAUAAAGCCUGCAUUAGAAUCAUUAUUCGGCGAUCAAGAUAAAAAUGACAGCGACCCUAAAGCUUUCUUAAGAAUACAAUUUUACCAGCUUAUAUUGAUGACCGCAGGCGAACUAGGCCAUCCCACUGUUGUUAAAAUUUCUACCGAACACUUUAACGAAGGUAAAGUCACACCUGUUACCAGGAGCUUGAUAUUAGGAACCAUUCUGUCACAGCCAAAUACAUCAGUUGAAUUGUAUCAAAAAAUUGUUCAAGAGUUACAAACUGCCACGUUGUCUCAUAAAGAAGCUAUACUAACAGCCUUGGGCAAAAUCAGAAACCAUGAUAUCCUCGACCAGGCUUUGGAAUUGAUUUAUCUCACGGUGGAUCCAAUGGAUGUUCAGUACGGAACAUUAUCAUUGGGAAAGAACCCAUACAUUCAUUUAAAAUUAUGGAUCUACUUCUCUACAAAUUAUGACAUGAUUCAUGAAAGACUAUCUAUGAAUACAGUUCUAUUGGACAAAAAUAUUAGAUUCUCAUUUACCGACUUGGUUGGUCCAGAAUUCGCGGAAUCCUUUAGUUCGUUUUUCAAGCACAAGAACCAAGAUGGUUUUGACAGGGGUGUCAGACAGACGUUGGAAAGAAUCCAUAGGAAUACACGAUUUGUUGAAUUAAACCUUCCAAUAAUCCAUAAGAUAUUCAGUUUAUGA
This is a messenger RNA of Eremothecium cymbalariae DBVPG#7215, 2634 nucleotides long. Its product is annotated as M1 family metallopeptidase. The coding region runs from base 1 to 2634 and encodes 877 amino acids. NCBI's taxonomy places the organism in Eukaryota, Fungi, Ascomycota, Saccharomycetes, Saccharomycetales, Saccharomycetaceae. Gene Ontology annotation, cellular component: cytoplasm. Gene Ontology annotation, biological process: peptide catabolic process; proteolysis. Gene Ontology annotation, molecular function: zinc ion binding; metalloaminopeptidase activity; peptide binding. The transcript has a single exon. The record is from RefSeq and is a predicted model, not a curated record.